GAAGGUGUUCGACCUCGAUGACGAGAAAAAGGCAAAGAGAGUGACAAUUGAACUCGACAUCGUAAAUGAUCCCGUGUCUAUAAGGGAUUACUCAGAAGGUACGGAUCCGACUAAGGUCCGACUGGAAAAAAUCAGUCGUGGACCUCUGACAGCUAACUGGAAGGACACCGAAACAAGGUUUAUGACGGUGUACAUGUUCGAGGAAAUAAAAAUCAAAUUUUUUGGGCAGCAACAACGGGCUCAGAAGGUUAUCAGCAAGGCUAGUACUCGAACUUAUAUCAACUUCUACCGGACCCUCAUCUGUAGUCUGGACGAGUGGUAUGGGAUGACUAUGAUGGAUAUCAGAGAGCUUGAAGAAAAAACCAAAAAGGAUCUAGAUGAGGCUCGAGACUCUGGUGAAGUCCGUGGGAUGAAGGUCAAAUAGUUCAUAUGGAUGUCUUCCCUACUUCUAUCAGAUUUCUUAACACUGAUAAAGUCAUUUGAUUCAAAGUAUAUGGCUCUCGCAUUAUACAAGUAAAUAUUAACGAAAACGAUGAAGAUAAAGAUAUGAUCGACUCCUGAAAUGUGUGGCU
Messenger RNA from Strongylocentrotus purpuratus (purple sea urchin), 572 nucleotides. RefSeq names its product phosphatidylinositol transfer protein alpha isoform-like. Gene Ontology annotation, cellular component: cytoplasm. Bases 182 to 424 code for a protein of 80 amino acids. Lineage: Eukaryota; Metazoa; Echinodermata; Echinoidea; Camarodonta; Strongylocentrotidae. Gene Ontology annotation, biological process: phospholipid transport. Gene Ontology annotation, molecular function: phosphatidylcholine binding; phosphatidylcholine intramembrane carrier activity; phosphatidylinositol binding. The transcript is spliced from 5 exons. The record is from RefSeq and is a predicted model, not a curated record.